Molecule: messenger RNA, 1916 nt
Organism: Monascus purpureus
Lineage: Eukaryota; Fungi; Ascomycota; Eurotiomycetes; Eurotiales; Aspergillaceae
Source: the annotation of a GenBank genome assembly
CGGGUUCUGAGCGGAUGAUCGUCUCUCUACCACUCAUGGGCCAGGACAGGCCCAGUGUAAAGACGUGUUUCGCGAUCUCUGACACAACGUGAUGAUACGAUAGACUGAGGUUACCUCGUCAUAAUCGAAGAACGAAGACGUCUGCCAGUUGGGUCUUUUCAACCCAUCUCAAACCGACAUGGAGUCGCUUGCAGAAACUUUAUGGGAUGUAACAAUCUCUGGAACCGGACUGGCUCAGUCGCUUCUUGCGCUGGCCCUUUCCAGGUCAGGUAAGAAUGUACUCCAUGUUGAUAGAAAUCCGUAUUACGGUGGCUGUGAGGCAGCCUUCAGCCUUCAAGAAGCCGAGGAAUGGGUUGAUAAAGUAAACCAAGAUCCUGGCCAGACUCCAUUUGAAGAUGCAGCGAUUUAUUCACCCUUGGAUUCUCCGGAGACUGAAGUGAAGCUCUCAUCUUCCCGAUCCUACACGCUCUCAUUAUCUCCCCACCUUGUUUAUGCCCGUUCAAAACUUCUUCCAACCCUGGUCUCCUCCAGGGUCCACAAGCAGGUGGAGUUUCAAGCGGUUGGGAGCUGGUGGAUAUAUACCCCUGCAUCUGAACACAAUGAGAGCCGCCUAUAUCGUGUGCCAAGUAGUCGUGAAGAUGUUUUCGCAGAUAACUUUAUCACAGUCAAGUCAAAGAGAACUCUCAUGAGAUUCCUCAGGCACAUUGCCAAGCCCUUCCAGGAUGAUCAAGCGUCGUCUGAAGGUGAAGAGGAUUUGUCUGCUCCUUUCCCGGAUUACUUGGCUUCAAAAUUUCAUGUCCCGACUGAGCUGCACUACCCUCUGCUUUCCCUAUCAUUAUCCCAGUCCAGUCCUCUGCAGACAGCAGCCAGCUACGCCAUCCCUCGGAUUCAAAGACACCUAGGCUCCAUUGGCGUAUUUGGACCUGGAUUUGGAAGUCUCCUGGCCAGGUGGGGUGGUGAUCCGGAGAUCUCGCAGGUGGGCUGUCGCGCCAUGGCUGUUGGCGGCGGCGUAUACGUCCUAAAUACGGGGAUCCGGUCGUUUGCAGAACCUUCCGGUUCUCAAACCGAUGAACAUCGUAUGCUCGUACAGCUGUCGAGCGGAAUUGAUAUUCAAACAAAGUAUUUGGUUGGCUCGAAUUGGGAUCUCCCUAUUCAAGCAGACGCUCGACCGUCAUGCCGUAAGGUUGCUCGGUCAAUUACCAUUGUAUCGUCUCCUCUUGAACAUUUCUUCCCACCGACCGCAGAGGGCGGUCCAGUUCCCGUGGGAUCUGUGGUCGUUUUCCCUGGUAAUUCUCUAGAUCAGGCCGAGGAUUCUCCAUUGGUUUACCUCGUGGUGCAUUCAAGUGAGACUUGCGAAUGCCCCACUGGACAGAGUGUGAUCUAUGGCAGUGUCAGCAUCCCUGGUCCUCAAGGACAGUCCCUUUUGAAGGCAGCCGUGGACAAGCUUUUGGCGACCGCCACCAACCCUGACGGUCAAGCAAAGGUACUGUGGUCGUUGCAGUAUACACAGCUCGGACGAGAGAACGAGUCCGUGGAUGCCGCACAAGCCAUCAGACCUAGCUCCCUUCCGGACAAUGUGAUCUGCUUCCCUCCAUCGGGUCUGGAUCUCGCAUUUGAAGAUGCGACUCUGGACAUGGUGAAAGAGGCAUGGAAGCUAAUAAUGGGCGAUGGUUUCUCUGAAGACGAGUUCAUGAAAUUCGAGGACAGAGAAGCUGCGCAGGAUGAAGAUGACCGUAGCACAUAACAAGUUGACUUGGAAAAUAAUUUAAUUAGUAGGGCUAUAUUAAAGUAUUCAACAAAAAAAAUUGAAACUGAAAUGCAAUAAAUGUACUCCGUAUGUGUUGUGUAUAUCUCAACUUGAACAAGAGCAUUCCAGUUUUCUAUGAUAAAACCAAGGCGUGGGAGAAACAGUACUC